UAACCGGGCUGUAUAUCAGUCGUUUUGUUUGCAUUUUUCUGUUUAUUGAUUUGCUUGUUUGUUCUUUUUUUUCUGGGUUUAAUUCCUGAAAUAUAUCUGAAUAUAAUCAAAGGAUCUGCAUUGCUGCUGAGAUGUUUGGUCUUUUGUUCUUCGUGCUGAUGGCGCACAGCGCUUAUGGAGACGUGAGCUAUUCUUUCCCGGAGGAGAUGAAACGCAGAUCUGUGAUUGGAAAUAUAGCGAAGGAUCUCGGAAUUGAUGUGAACAGACUGUCAUCUCGUAAAGCUCGCAUUGAUACUGAAGGUAAUAUUAAUCGAUAUUGUGAUAUUAAUCUGAACACUGGAGAGCUGACCGUAGCGGAGAGAAUCGACAGAGAGGAGAUUUGUAAUGAAGGGCUUUCCUGUGAACUUAAUUUCGAAUUAGUCCUUGAACAUCCAUUAGAGAUGCAUCGUGUUAAAAUACAAAUACUGGAUGUUAAUGAUAACACGCCUACAUUUCCUAAAGAGACAAUAAAGCUUGAGAUUAGUGAGAAUGCAGAUAAAGGCGCUCGGUUCCGCGUUAAUGAGGCUCAUGAUGCAGACAUCGGACAGAAUGGAGUACAAAGAUAUUCGAUUGAACGCAAUGAUAAUUUUAUUUUAUCAGUUAAUACAAAGGUGGAUGGUGGGAAAAAUGUUGAACUAGUGUUAGACAAAGAGCUGGAUCGUGAGCAGCAGAAAGAGGUGACUUUAAUUCUGACUGCGGUAGACGGCGGGACUCCACCGAGAUCAGGUACUGUAGCCAUACACGUCACUGUGCUGGAUGCUAAUGAUAAUGCUCCAGUCUUUAGUCAGGCCGUCUAUAAAGUCAGUCUGCCUGAAAAUUCCCCUGUAGAUACUGUAGUGGUGACAGUGAGCGCUACUGAUGCUGACGAGGGACAAAAUGGAGAAGUGACCUAUGAGUUUAGUCGUAUUUCAAAAACUGCAAACACCUUAUUUUCUCUAGAUCAAUACAGUGGGGAUGUAAGAGUUAAACGCCCCAUUGAUUUUGAGGUGGCUUUAAGGUAUGAAAUGCUCAUUGAGGGAAAGGAUGGCUCUGGUCUUUCCUCAGACACAAAAUUAAUUGUUGAAAUAACUGACGUUAACGACAAUGCCCCAAUUAUUGUAAUUAAGUCACUGAAUAUCCCCAUUCCUGAGAGCGCGUUACCCGGUACAGAGGUUGGCAUCAUUAAUGUGCAGGACAGAGACUCUGAGAAUAACGGACAGGUGCGCUGCUCCAUUCAGCAAAACGUCCCAUUUAAACUCGUGCCUUCAAUCAAAAAUUACUAUUCUCUGGUGACCACAGGUGAAUUAGACCGCGAGUUGCUCUCUGAAUAUAAUAUUACAAUUACUGCUACUGAUGAGGGCUCUCCGCCUUUAUCUUCCACUAAGAAUAUUCACUUGACUGUAGCUGACGUCAAUGAUAAUCCACCUGUAUUUCAGCAGCAGAAUUACAGAGCUCAUGUGCAAGAAAAUAACAAAGCAGGCUCCUCUAUUAGUUCAGUAUCAGCUACAGACCCGGACUGGAGACAGAAUGGCACUGUAGUUUAUUCUCUGUUGUCCUCUGAUGUCAAUGGCGCACCGGUGUCCUCCUUUUUAUCCAUUAACGGAGACACCGGGGUCAUUCAUGCCGUCAGGUCGUUUGAUUACGAGCAGAUGAAAAGUUUCAAAGUGCUCGUGUUAGCCAGAGACAACGGGUCUCCUCCUCUGAGCAGUAACGUGACCGUGAGUGUCUUCAUAUCGGAUGAGAAUGACAACUCUCCUCAGAUAUUAUACCCCUCUCCGGAGGGAAACUCCUUCAUGACCGAGAUGGUGCCCAAAGCUGCGCAGGCGCGCUCCCUGGUCUCCAAGGUGAUCGCCGUGGACGCGGAUUCGGGGCAGAACGCGUGGCUCUCGUAUCACAUCAUUAAAGCGACUGAUCCGGGACUUUUCACUAUCGGUGUCCACAGCGGAGAGAUCAGGACGCAGCGGGACAUUUCUGAAUCUGACAGCAUGAAGCAGAACCUUAUAGUGUCAGUCAGAGAUAACGGACAGCCCUCUCUCUCAGCCACGUGCGCACUGUAUUUACUUGUAUCAGAUAACUUGGCUGAAGUGCCAGAACUGAAAGACAUGUCUCAUGACGAGAGCAGCUCCAAACUGACGUUUUAUUUGAUCAUCGCGCUGGUGUCCGUCUCCACUUUCUUCCUGACCUUCAUCAUCAUCAUCCUGGCCGUGAGGUUUUGUCGCAGGAGAAAGCCCAGACUGUUGUUUGAUGGAGCUGUAGCCAUUCCCAGCGCGUAUCUGCCUCCAAAUUACGCAGAGGUGGAGGGCGCGGGAACUCUCCGCAGCGCCUACAAUUAUGACGCAUACCUGACCACGGGCUCGCGCACUAGUGACUUCAAGUUCGUCAGAUCUUAUAAUGAUGGCACGCUGACUGCUGACCUGACUCUGAGAAAGACUCAGUCCUCUGUGGAUGACCUGGAAGGACUUGAUGCUGAAACGAACGAUUCCUUUCAGCAAAAACCACCCAGUGCAGACUGGCGUUUCACCCAGAAUCAGAGGCCUGGGCCCAGCGGAGCUGCUGCCACUCCUGAGGUUGCCGUGGGAACCGGACCCUGGCCCAAUCCUCCCACCGAAGCCGAGCAACUGCAGGCGCUGAUGGCCGCUGCUAAUGAAGUCAGCGAGGCCACCAACUUUCUGGCUCCAGGCACCAUGGAUCUGAGCACCCGCUACGGCCCUCAGUUCACCCUGCAGCACGUGCCUGAUUACCGGCAGAACGUGUACAUCCCGGGCAGCACCGCCACUCUGACCUCCAACCAGCAGCAGCCCCAGCAAGCCCUGCCUCCACCGCAGGCCUCCGCCGCCAUCGCCGUCGCCCAGCCAGAGCCACCUAAAGCCGCCCAAACCCCCGCCAGCAAGAAGAAAGCCACCAAGAAGGAGAAAAAGUAGAGCGUUUACGGUAUGAAGCAUAGGGGGGGUUACGUUAGCAUAGCUGGACCACUCAAUCCUGCGCUGGAAGAUCUGUAACUAUUUAGAGAGAGAGAGAAAUACAUUAACACGUCACUUUCACAUACAAAUACUGAUUUGUUUUUGGCAAAACAACAUUCGAUUUUCAUGUUUUCUCUCGCAUUCGCCAAGUUUAUGCGACGCUAUAUUCCUGCAUAUAUAUGUAUCUAGCCAAUAAUGUAUUUACCGUGAUCAUCUGGACAGGAGGAGAUGUGUUAUUAUAACUACAACAAUCAUGCUAUUGAUUAUAUGAAGACAUUGCUGUAUUUCCUGAUGUGCCCAGUAGGAUGUCGCGAUGUUUGUAAAGCGCAUCUAGAGUUUUCUUUCUGUUAUCGUUCGCUGAAAUACCACUAUUGACUUAUUUUCGAUGUAGAUGCGAGUCGGGUGAUUAUUGCUGCAUGCCAUUUUUGUUUUUUUGCGCUAUCGAUAAUCACCUGACGUAUACAAACACCCGUCCACAAGUCACAAAGCAGUUACGAGCAUCCACUUUUAUUGUGUUUUCCUUUUAACAACCUGAGAAUGAAACCCCCUGUGUAUCUCUGAGCCAGAUUUCGGUCGUUUUUUUAUGUUCGUUGAAUGUUUUUGAAGCAUUAAGUGAUGUCCGAGCCAUUACAUGAUCGUUUAAGCGUCCAUUAUCUUUAUCGUCCUUAGAAUUCAGUAUUUCUGGGUUAUUCUAGAAGUGUUUAUCAGAGUUUACUUUGACAGCAAAAUUUCCUGACAUUGUGAGUUAGGCUGAAAUGAGUUGGCUUUACAACUCAGGCCGUGUCCACACAAAUGCAGUUUUCCUCUCUUUCGAACCAACAAGGGACGAUAAUUGCAUUUUUAUGUCGUUUUCACACCAAAUGGGGACGCAUUUAGGCAAGGCAAGUUUAUUUAAAUAGCACAUUUCAUACAAGUAUAAAUAAAAUAAAUAAUAUAAAAACAGCGAC
Danio rerio (zebrafish) is the source of this 3925-nucleotide messenger RNA. RefSeq names its product protocadherin 2 gamma 6 (gene pcdh2g6). Lineage: Eukaryota; Metazoa; Chordata; Actinopteri; Cypriniformes; Danionidae. Gene Ontology annotation, biological process: homophilic cell-cell adhesion; cell adhesion; anatomical structure morphogenesis. Gene Ontology annotation, molecular function: calcium ion binding. The record is from RefSeq and is marked validated. Gene Ontology annotation, cellular component: plasma membrane; membrane.